CUGUGAAGUUUGAACAAGCGACCUUCCCAAGAUGUACCGAAUAUCUCAACUGAUGUCAACACCAGUAGCAAGUAAAUGCUCCUCCAGGUGGGACAGGGAAUGCACUGCAGAGCUGUCUCCCUCGUGCCUUUUCCCAAGGCCUUCUGGUGCCACCAAAUGAAUCCUCAACGGUUGAACAAGCUGAACUGUGGACAGAACUCAUGCUUUUAGAGUCAGAUCGACUAGGUCCACCCACAUCACAACGCUGCCACAUACCAGCUAUGUAAAAUAUCCAUGUUAUUUGCCCUUCUGCGUCUCAUUUUUUUUCCUGCUCUACAAGGUGGUUAACAGUGAUACUUAAAUAUAGAGAGAUUGUGACAGCAGACAUAAAAAAUGUGAGUCCAGACCCAUGAUAAGUGUCCAAUAAAUAAUACCUAUCAAAGCAGCAUUUCCUUAAGAACUUGGAUGCAUAUAUUAAUCAUGGAUAGACUUUUAAUUGAAAAAAAAAAGAAAUUCAGUGCAGCAUGAUGGAGAUGAAUAGAAGAAUGAGACAUUUUUCUGUUCAUUGAUGUGGGAUUAAUUAUGUGCAUUUUUAAAAACCCUCACAGUGUUUGUCCCUCACUAAUAUCAGUCAGUCUUUGUGCCACCCUAGAAAGCCUGAGCUCCAGGCUCUUCCAAGUCCUGGUCAGUCACCUCUCAAGGCAAGCCAGGACUGGGUCUUGGGAAAUUGGGCUAGUUGUUGGGCUUUGUGUGAGGUUGGAGUUCUGAAGCCAACUUGCAGAGACCUUCUAAGAAAACUCAGCUGUUGCAACCACUACAGAAGAAUUGAAGAGUUGCAUCAAGAUCUAUGGAGAACUGUGCUACCCCUCAAAGUGUGUGAUGUUGGGCCUUGCCCGCCACUUCCUGGAUGGUGGCGGUCCCUUGGAAUGCUGCUCCGUAGACCCCUUGACGGGCUACCCUCACACCUGUCGCCGCAGCCCCAGACUCCUCACCAAUGGCUACUACGUGUGGACAGAGGACAGCUUCCUGUGUGACGAAGAUGGCAACGUAACUCUGAACCCCUCCCAGACCACGGUUUCGUACAAGGAGAACUUAGUCAGAAUAUUCAGGAAGAAGAGGAGAGUUCGCCGUUCCCUUCCUUCUCUCUUCAGCCUCAGUGCCUCCCAAUCCUGGCUGUGCGGAAGUGUCUUGGGUGACGCUGACGCUUGCCCUGAUGAGGACGUCUGGCUGGAGGGUGGCAGGAGGCCGGACGUAUACCACUGCGGUGGAGAUGGAGGGGAUUUUGACUGUUCUUCUCUGACUGACAACUGGAACCCAAAGAAGCCAAAUGCAGCUUCUGUAAAAGCCUCCUCUUCCAGCCAAAUCACAUCUCGGCCUCCUGGAGGAGGCUCCCAGGACUCUCUUCAGUCCCCAGGGAAAGCCCCUGGAUGUUUCCAAGAGAACAUUGCAGAUCGUUCUCAAACCAGUUUGUUACGAGAGGUCUCCUUUCAGGCAAUCCUGCUUACAGCCUGCCUCAUCAUUUCCCUGUGCACAAGGUGGUGUACUGGAGGAGUAGUCGCCCAUCUCUUCACGUGCACACUGGUGAUAACUAUUGCUUAUGUUGUCAAGUCCUUGUUCCUCAGCCUCACCAGCUAUUUCCAAGCCCCGGCCUGUGCCCGGUUUGCCAAAAUUUGACAACCAUUUGGGAAUGCCUCUGAUGAAUGUCUUCCAUCUGAAUAUCCGGAAAUUGUCCAACUUGUAGUCUACUUGGAAUUGACUGUUUCAUUUGUGAGGGAGUAAGCAGCUGGAUAGUUGAGGGGGAAAACAUUUUAAUUUGGCCAUGGGAUUUCUUUCUAAAACCUCAGUUUCCCCUCACAAUGGUAGUGUGCUUAUGAUAAUCAUAUGGAUUUGCUUUUCCUUUGCAAACAAUGGCAGUUGAAAAGCAAGAGACUAGAGGAUGACAGAGAACAGGUCGUCCGCCGGGAAUGGUCCUGUUGUUCUCAGGACCUGGUUCUCAAGCAUUGAUUUUCACUGGAGAAUCUUGUGAGGGGUUGGUAGCAGUGAGGAUUCCUGGGUGUGCCAGCCAGUGGGUACCUGCACCUUACUGACCUGCUUUAACUGACCAGCGAAAAUAAGUUCACAUAAUCAGUUCCAGCUGGGAAGGAAAUAAAUGCAGUUUGUAAAUACAGUGUGAUGCCGUGCCAAUUCAUCCUUCUUUCCACAGAGAGCAUGUCUGUUUUCUCAGGGGCUGGGCAUGUUCCUGUUGCCCACCAAGAUGGCCUGAGCCUGCAGCAAGGGAAUGUCAUCAUGCAUUGGCCCGACUGGGAAAGGGCCGAAUGUCCCACAUGACACUGCGGAUGUCUUCAAAGCACAGCCAAGGUCAGGAGUGCAGGCCUUGGCAAUCUGAAACCUUGCUGAAGCAUGUAUCAGAGCCGGGACUGUGUGUUUGAUCUACAGCCUCAUUUAUUCAUUGAUUUAGUAAAUAGAUAUUUAGUCCAACCAUGUGCCCAAAGCUGGACUUGCUGGUGGGUGAGGACAAAGGAGACAGCUGAGGGCCUGCCCCGUGAGACGUGUUUCCGUAGGCUCCUGUCACUCUGAAACAGGCACAACAGCCAUUUUUACAAACUCUUAUUGUUAAAAUACAAACAACAACAACAACAACAAAAACCCAGAAAGUAAAGUAAAACGAAUGUGUGAAUUAAUGAAUUAUUAUAGGGAAAAGACCCUUUUAAGAAUCAAACAUGAAAAGAGAUAAAACCUAGCCAGCUAUAGGGCAGCCUUCAGGUCCCCUCCGCACGCACGCCCCACCCUUGGAAUACCCAGGGUCGUUAUUUCCGUGGUGAUUACUUUUGCACUGUACCUGGAGUUUCCUCACCUGCCUGCAUCUUGCACACCAACACAUCACACUUGCUGUGUGCUGGUUUGUCUCACAUGUCUGUGGGGUCUCUUUAAUGCAUUGGUUCCUCCGCCAACUUCCACCCCGUGCCCAGCCUUCGAAGUUUGUAUCUUGUGGAAACUGGAUUGCCCGUCUUGUCGUUUCCUCAGUGGAAGUUUUGCUGGGUGCAUUCCCAUGGUGAAGUUUAAUGUUUCCUUCAGUCUUCCACAUUUCCUGCCAAUGGAUAGUUGAUUUUAAGCCUUCAUCAUUUUUAGUUUUGGGUUUUUUUGGGGAUAACUCUUUCAAAGUCUGUCUCAUCGUCUUCAUCAAGAGGGUCACAAUAUCUUCCUGUGUCAUUGAUAGCCAUUUCUGUUCAAUGCUUAGGCUUUACCUUAUUAAGGAUUAA
Sciurus carolinensis (gray squirrel) is the source of this 3239-nucleotide messenger RNA. RefSeq names its product transmembrane protein 71 (gene Tmem71). The transcript has 10 exons. Lineage: Eukaryota; Metazoa; Chordata; Mammalia; Rodentia; Sciuridae. Bases 859 to 1653 code for a protein of 264 amino acids. The record is from RefSeq and is a predicted model, not a curated record.